Messenger RNA from Mercenaria mercenaria, 4692 nucleotides. RefSeq lists its product as uncharacterized. The record is from RefSeq and is a predicted model, not a curated record. The coding region runs from base 3799 to 4290 and encodes 163 amino acids. The transcript has 7 exons. Lineage: Eukaryota; Metazoa; Mollusca; Bivalvia; Venerida; Veneridae.
AAAACUGGCGGUGAUUCAGAGAUAAGGAUAUAUCUUGUAUAUAAAACAAAUUGUUUUGACAGAUUGCUCUUCAUUUAAUAGAUACUGUCUAUAUAUCAAAGAUGGAUCUUAUAUCGAAAUCAUUAUUGUUAUUUGUGUCAGUGACCCUCCUUGUUCAGGCGGCAGGAAAUAGUACCUCUCCUGUUAUUACUAAGUCAACUACAUCGAUAACAAUGGCAUCACAAACAGCUGGAGUGUCAGUAUCUACAGUUGGUAAUUCCACAUUACCUCCAGGAAAUCGCAAUUCUGCAACAAGUGUGUACAGCAUCACUCUGACCCUGCUGACUUUCAUCGUACUUACAAUGUCAAUGUAAGUCACCACAAAAGACAAUACCAAAACUUAUAACGAAAACAAUUACGAAUCAAGUUAUGGACAACUUUUUACAUCUUGCCUUUCAUGUUAGUACUGUUUGAUUGAUACCAAUACCUAAAAUUGUUCUGUUUUGGGUGUUUGUGAAUUGAUAUAAAGACCAUAUGAAGAGCCAGAAAAUGCAAAUCUAUGGUCCAUGACAUUCGCAAACACUGAGUACAGUCUUGGUAUCUGUUUGAAAUAAAAACAUUAUUAAAAUUGCAAAGUUUUGAUGGUGUCAUGUUUUUCUAUCUUACGUUUCACUAGUUCAAUUAAUAAAGAUGUGUACACAUGAUUUUUACUAGUAUGUCACCUGUGUCUUUGACAUCCAGCACUGACUCGUUUAUCAUCCUACAUUGUUUCGAUGAUGAAACUCAACAACAAAUUAAGGUAAUUUGGUACUUUGCAUGCAAUAACGUUGCAUUCCAUAUCUUAAUUCAGCAUUUUUCGACGAAUUAUGUAGUUUAUUACCGUUCGAUGGAUGCCGAAAACAAGACAGAGAAAACAUAAUAAAAUGGAAACUGCCGAGCGUCACUGCGGGUAAAAACUGUUACUUUCAAAUUUGAAUAACGACACAAACAAACAUAAGUUUCUUAUUUCUUAAUUUGAUGAACAUUCGUUAGGAAUAUAAUCAAUAUAUCUAACUUGCAUAAUAAUUCUGAUCUUUAUGUUUCCCUUGUACUCUGAAGAUCAUGUCGUUGACUUUAGAUUAUUUCUUGAUUAUCAAACCCUCAUUUUAACCAACCCCGAAGGAACUUAAUAUUAAUGCUUUAAAAGGCAACGCUUUACAAUUUGUCAGGGAAUAACCAGUUAAUCGUAAUAAGUUUCUUUGCAAUCUAUAGCAAUGGUUUUAACAGUUCAACUCGUCUCAAAAGUUUGUCGAUCGGAAUGAUGAAUCAAUAGGACCUCAAAUUUCUUUUGAGAGGAAUAUUGCAAUUAAACCAUUGAUAUAAACACCCAAAACUUGACAGUCAUUACAAUUAACAGCAGUUGUUGUAUGAAUGAUGCCUCUAUAACAACAACCAUCAACCUAGACUCAUCAAAAAACAGGAAUGACUGUUUAAUUUAAUGGGUUUGUAACAACGUUUUCAACCUUAUUUAAUCAGAUGAAGCACAUCCGUUUAUAACAUCAGUACAGUGUUUGAUGACAGCAUACACACACUUGGCACGUUUCCUAAAACAGCGUUCAUAUCAACCGCAACUGUACCUAACUGUGUUUUGUUACAAAUGCAUAAAACCAAUAUCGAAACGUUUGUUAUUAUAUUUCCACAUAUGGAUAGACGUUAGAGAUACAGUUUAAAGACACUUACUGCAGUUUCUUGUAUGAGAGAUGGGGCAAAAAUUUCCCAAUAAUAGAAUUUGUUCAAACUUGGCAUAUGAAAAUAGUUUCUUGUUAGAAACAGAAAAAAAACAAUUAUAGGUCACUGUGUUUGUUCGGGAGUGAUCUUCCCUUAAAACUGGAUUUUUCUUCCAAUUUGCAUAUACAAGGGUAGAUAACCCCUUAACAAGCAUUUUGUUUAUAACUCUGUUAUAAACAUGACACUGUGUUCAUAUACAAAGUUUUAACAAAUUCUAUUACUGGGAAUGUUUUUGUCUAAAACUGUCGCUUCGGAACCAUUCUCCAACUUUGUUUUAGUUCUUGACUUGUCAUAAUAUUGUGUAGUGGCAAAGACAAGCAAUUGUACAAGACGGAACGACAAUGUUUGGACUCAUUACAUUUCUGGUUCUUCGGGAUCAUUUAUGGCAAGCGAAGUGUCUGUGUAGUAUUACUUUGCUUGAGCCAGUGCUAGUGGGUCGCGAUGGAAUUUGCAUAUUUCCUUACCUGUCAUGAAACGUUUAAUCAAACCUAAUAUUAUAAAGUAUCACAACAACAGUCUUUAUGUGCUGAGCGUCGGUUGUAAGCAACGACUUCCCGUACUUGGACUCAGCGUUGUAACACUGUCCUUUGUUAUUUUCAGAAUGCCAUAGCGGUUGCACAAUGGUCUGUAACACAGUCUGCGGGCACUCAAUACACUUAUCUUUAUUUUAAUUCCAAAAUUAGCAUGUUAUUUAGGAUUUAUAUCUUUAUCAUGAUUAUUUCAAUGUACAUGUACAUUUCAUUUCAAUACAAACUAUGAUACAUAAUUCUUCAUUAGCGAUGCCUGUAGUUCUGCAAACUGUAUCAGAGGCUACCUCGAGUUCGGUCCACAAAAACUGUGACAAGAACAAGUUUUAUCUAGACAAACAUUAGAAACCGUUGUAAUAUAUGUUAUUUCCACAUGUACAAAACUAUUUGACUGCGUAUUCCAUAAAAUAACAUAAAGAAAAACAGACAUUGUAAUGCGCUAUGUAAAGCGCCUUUGAACGUGUUUAUCAUGAAAUGGGCGCUAUAUAAAUCUGGUAUAAUAAUGAUAACAAUAAUAAUAACACAACAUUUGCACAUUUUAAAAGUACUUAAAUACAAUUAUUUUGGAGACAUCCACAGUAUGGCAGUAAACAUUGAACAUUUGUUCCAAACAGCUAUUGGGUCAAUGCAAUUUAUGGCAUUAUCAAAUAUAAAUUGUAUUGAAUCAUACUGAUAAAAUAUUACUUAAUUAAAAAACUAGUGCAAAAAAAAAACAUCGCUGACCUCGAAAAUGAACUGUAGCGAUUCGUUAGAAUAAAGUAUCAGCCUAAUUUUUAUCUAGCCUACUUCCUCGUCUUGCAUACAACUGUUAAUAUCAAACGUGAUUUUAUCUGUAAGUUAUCUCAUCAAACUCGCUUUCCUUGUCACAAUUUAACCAGGAUUUCACAUGAAUAAAUAAACAAAGUUUAUUUCUUGUUUCAGACAGAAAUAUUUAUUAAUUACAAUAAGUAUUAAAAUCACUAUGUAAACAGUUUCCUAGCAAUCCGUUCUUGAAUGAUAAAGCGGCAUAAGAUAUACAUUGCAAAAGAAAUGGCUUCCUUGUUUGGCUUGUACUAUAUUUGAGGUAACCUAACCUUUUAUUUACUCACAAAUGUAAUCAGUUUUUGUGUGCAGGUGUUUGCUUUCGCGAUUUAAAACCUACAAUACAGAAAGACGAUCAAGUUUUCUCUUUAUCUUUUAUUCUUUAUCACUAAAAUAUUUUAAAGUAUGUUUAUAGACUGAAUAAUUAUAGAACGUUUUUCUUUGAGACUUGAGAAUAGCGGAGUCCUGCGCAAGGCCAAUCUUGUUUGCUGUACUUUCCAGUGCGAGUAACAAAUUAUAAUUCUUGUAGCCUAGCUAUUUUCCAUGACAACCCUAGUGAUACGAAUGAGGAAAAACAAUAAAGGGUAUUUUCUGAUAUCUCCCACGUCAAAGGUGGAGCAGAUAAUGUCAAACAUCGAUGACUCAGAGAUAACGCCAUGUCCGGUGUAUAAAACAACUGAUUUGACGUUUUGCUGUGUAUUGAACAGCUGCUUGUUAUCAAAAAAUGGAUUUUAAUUCAAAAUUUUUGUUGUUGUUUGCGUUGGUGGUACUAGUUAUGUAUACUGAUGGCGCGGUGACUACUGCGGCGACUGCUUCUGCUUCAAACACAACAGCAACAGGUGCAAAUGAUACAGAUGCGGCGCUAACAAGUAGCGCACCUGCAGCUCCCUCGACAACCAAACCUAAAGCGCCUAUACAAUGUGAUGUCGGUACAUGCGUUGGAGAUGAGCAAUGCAAGAACACAACGUACAGUAGUACGACCUGUUCAACUGGCAUAUGUGUGACUAUAAAGACUGUAACUGGUGGCAUAUCCACGUACCAUUUCAACUGUUCGAGCGUGGAUUGUGCAGCUGAUCAAGCACCUACAGGAGCAAAUGUCUUCUGCUGCGAGAAACCAAACUGUAAUACAUACGAAUCCUUUCCAAGUUCUGCUAAAAGGUUGUACAGUAGCUCAUCAGCCAUCUUGACUAUGAUAUUAUUGAUUAGUUUUGUGUGAUAUCUAAGGGUGAAAGCAUCGCAGCUGUAUUAGCUGGAAUAGUAUUUCUCUGUCUACACGACUCUAAAAGAUGACAUCUACAAAAAGAAAACUAUAAGAUAUUGAUAAAAUAAAACUAUCUUUCAAAAUAUAAUAACAUAAACCAAAUUUCUAUAUCUAAAAGGACAAUAGUAACUAUUAUUGUUAUUAUUUCAAUUUAGCGGCUAGCAUUAAAUAUGUGGAUGAUUGGUAUAUUUGUUUGAUUGCGUUAUGUGGUUGUUUUUGUGUUUGUAAAUUGAUAAAGAGACGUGAUAACUGGCUAGAAAUAGCACAGGUAUGGUCGAAUGACAUUCGCAAACAUUCUAAAACAGCAAAAAAUCACAUUAGAAUUGAAAUUGAAAUACAAAUUUUGUUGUUAUUCUU